AGUUUUUUUUUCCGCGAAGGGAAGAAGUACUUGCAGUACAGAUUCGCUGCACUCGUCCGGGGAGCGACGUGUGCUGCGGUUUCGAUCUCUAUCCUUGCCCUCGGUCGCCUCCCUUCGCCCCCCGAAGGAGAGGUUCACUUGGUAGAAAUCUAACCCUGAUGCCUUACACCUCCCGCCGCUAGGAUGGACGAUUUAGUCCUCGUCUACGAUAAAGACACCCCCGAGGCGGGGCAGUUCGCGCUGAACCUGUACGACCACGCGAAAAAAUGGAUCGGGUUUUCGGUGCAGGAGCCGAAGCCGACCGAGCGCACCUCGUUCACGGUGAACGGCGCCAACAUGGGGAUCAUCAUCACCAAAGACGUGUUCAAGUCGGAGUUCGUCACGGACGCGCUGGAGCUGAUGGUGGCGGCCAAGAAGCCCUGCCUGCUGAUCCACCACAUCGCGGGCAAGACCAACGUGGAGGACGAAAUUAUGCAGUGCGAGAACGACGACUACCUGCGGUACAUCCGCAAGGCGCAGACCUGCAUCUACACCUUUGACCUCGCGGACCAGUGCCAGGACCACAUGAUCACGCUGCUGGAGUUCAAGUCCGCGGACAGCAAGAAGGAGCUCCAGAAGCAGGCCGUCCUCCGGCUCGAGGAGACCCGGGCGGACGUGCUCUUGUUUUCCUCCCGCGUCGCCAAGGGCCGGCUGAACGCCGCGGUGCACAGGAGGUACGACUUCUGCCUCACCUGCGCGGUGGAGGACCCCCCGGUGGCCGAGGACGUGCUGAAUAAGGUGUACGACAUCAUGAGCCGGUACGCGCCGGCGCUGCAGGUCGCGCGCAACCAGGGCGACAAGGCGGUCACCAACGUGCAGCAGCGCACCGCGAACAUCCGCGACUCCUUCAACCUGGUCGUCUUCGCCACGAGGAAUUGCUUCGCCUAUUACAAUGAAAAAUGCCCCCACCCCCGAACUUGAAAGCAUUUGUAUUGCAAAUCUUUCCAAGUGAAACAUUCGCCCUCUUGCGUGUAUCAGCAUCUAUCACAGAUUUCCGAUCGCGAAUAGCAAAAAUCUGUAUUGCAAAAGAUCCCAGCAAGAGCGGUGCUUGUCAUGCAAACCGCCCGUACUCCUUUCAUGCAUGACAAAAAGCUUUCAUUUGGAAACUUCGCAUCAUAAACUCUUGCAAUUUCAGGGGUGGGGGGCAUUUUUCACUGUGAUAUCGCCACCGACGAGAACGGGAAGGGCAGCGCGGUGGUCGAGGAGGUGAAGGCCGCGCUGGAAUCCGAGCUGUAUCCUGUGUAAAAGCAUCCCCACCCCAGAGUUGUCAUGCAGAUCUGCAAGCGCAAGAGCAUUUGUAAUGCGCAUCCCCAUGAUAGGCAUUUCCGAUCGUGUUUUGGAACUUGUAAUGCUGUAAACGGGAUAAGCCGAUGGAUUUGUAGUGCGACUUCCCUUUCUAAACUGCGCUACAAUACAGCUAGCAAUUUGUCAUGCGUGCCUCCCAAAACUUCAAGGUUUGUGUUGCAAAAUCCCCAUCUUGACUCUGGGGUGGGGACGUUUUUCAUUAGGAUAAGCUGCAGGUGUGCAUCAUCCAGCACCUGUCCCAGUGUCCGGACAUCGACGCGGAGAUCGAGAAGUGCCAGGACCCGGUCCUGCAGUCCUGUUUGAACCGGGCCAUGCGGUUUGUGUACCUGGAGGGCACCGCGGACGCGACGCUGCGCUCUUUAGUUGCCGACCCGGCCUUCGUGAAGACGGACGAUAACAAGACGCCGCGGACCCGCGCCGCGGGCGUGGCCAGCUUCAAGCUGAACUAUAAGAACUCGCAGGCCAUGGAGCUGGCGUUCGACGGUCGGCUGGCCGUGUACAAGACCAGUUUGUACGAAAUGAAGAACAAGAAGAUCCCCGGCGACGUGGAGACCUGCAUCAAAAACCUGUUUGCCUUGUACGACACGCAGGGCAAGGGCCGCAUCACGUGGGGGCAGUUCGCGGAGAUCGACCGGCUGAUGACGGAGACCCUCGGCGGCCAGUACAGCGAGAUGAUUUCCCGCCGCGUGUACAGUAUGAUGUUGUACCCGGGUCUCACGCUGGAGAGCGAGAUCAGUUACACCACCUUCUUCAACUACCACGCCUUCAUCGCGAAGUCGAUGGGCAUCUUCGAGGGCGAGUCCCGCGACGUGGGCAUCCACUACAAGUACGUCAGCGACAAGGUGAAAACGAUGAAGAAGGGCAAGCGGUUCCAGAAAACCUACGACCUGUACGUCACGCACGACCGCAGCAAAUUUUCGCGCGAGUUCGCGUUCCAACUGGCCAAUUCCAUCCGCAAGUUCACGCCGAACAUCCGGCUGGUGCUCGGGACGGACUUUGACAAAAAAGAGGACGACAAGGGCGACGACAAGAAGAAGAAGGACGACAAGAAGGCGCCGGAGGAACCCAAGAAGAACACGGCGCCGCUGAACGCGCUGAACAUGCUGGUCUUGCUCCGGCAGGAUGUCCUGAUGAAGGACGUGGUGAAGGAGGAGAUUAUGUGCGGGCUGGAGGGCGGGGCGCAGGUGCUGAUGAUGUGCCACGUGGAGAAGUGCCCCAUGUUUGAGGUGGAGGUGAAGAAGGCGCCGCAGGAGCUGCAGACCAUUAUGCGCCGGCUGCCCGUCUUCUGCUACUCGCCCGACAACGACGCCAGCUGCGUGACCAGCAUGCUGGAGCAGAUGCACUUCCCGGACUGGAAGCCCAUCGCCAACAAGGCCAAGACCUUCCGACGGAAUGAAAACCCGCUCGUGCUCCACCUUUUCCAGCGCGCAGACGAGGACGAGACUGUGCUGUCGGCCUUUCAGGCGGUUGCUAACGUCACCUCGCCCAGCAGCGUCAACGCCGGCUUUUUCGGCUACGACUUCUACAAGGACGGCGGACUCGUCAUUCUGCAAGACAAACUGAUGAACUACACGUCCCUGCCCGCAAUCGCGGAGACCGGAAUUCGCGCCAUCGCAAACUUAGCGCAGUGCUGCGGCCCGCACGCCGGGGAAGUGGUAUUGCUGCCGUCUUUUUUUUUUCGCUCAUAAGUAAAAGCAGAAUCAAAUUCAAAACAAAAUGCAUGAGAAGUAGAAAGUAAGUUACAGUUAGUUGUCUGGAAAUUCAAAAGAAUUUCAUGUCUUUUCUGCAUUGAAUUUGAGAAAGUUUCUCAAUUUUUUUUCGUCAAAACAUUAUCUUCCGCGCAUCAACAGGUCGACCGCAUGUGCGACUUGGGCACGGUAGACACGAUCGUGCAGUGCAUCAACCAGCACACCGAUUUUCCGCUGCUGCAGGGUGAGGCCUGCCGCGCGAUCACGAACAUCGCCGCGCAGAGCAGCAAGGCAAAGGACAAGGUGAACAAGGUGCACGGCUUCCAGCUGGUGCUGCAGAGUCAGAAGCGCAACGAGGAGGAGCCAACAUUCUGGGAGACCAGGUUCGAGUUCCGCCGCCUGGCGGUCGGCGAUGAUUUGAUGGUGAACUACGAAGGCCAGGGCCGGUACGUGAGCGGCAGCGUGGUGGAGGCGUACUCCAACGGUACCUACGACGUGAAGUUUGCACACGGAGGGAUGGGCCGUCGCAUCCACGCUCAGCUGGUGCGACCCAAGGACCCCUCGGAUAAGGUGCUGGAGUUCUGCGGGCACUGGCUGUGGAAGCCCGGCGGCCGGUUGACCGAGGACUCGCUGCUGAUCAAGGCGGACGGCAUGGUUUCGCUGACCGAGUCCGGGCAGGUCGGAACGUGGUCCGUCGCGGAGCGCGACGACGGCAAGGCCGCGAUCAAGCUGCAGUUGGGAACGCUGAUGAUCGAGAUGGAACGCAUCUCCGUGACCACCAUGCGCGCUACGGCCUCUCCGCACCGCGCCGUGCUGGCGGACGAGCUGCGCGCCUGCCUGGUCGCGCAGUACUUUAACUACGAGGACAUGAACGGCGCGCUCAACAACGGCGCGCUCAGCAUCCCACCGCUGCUUGGUCGCAAGCCGGAUUUGACGCGACUGGAACAGGAGAUCAACCGCGCGCCCGGAAACGGCCAGCCCUGGACGGGGCUGAGCAUGGAGUUCGCCGGCAACUUCGCGACCCGCUAUUCCGGGACGCUGUCCAUCGCGAAGAUGGGGGAUUACACCUUCGACCUGAGCGCCGAGGCUUACGCGUCGCUCCGCAUCGGCGCUCGGAACAUCGUCGCGGGAAAGCGGUACUACUUUGUCGCGGGCACGCACACGAUCCGCUUGGACUACUGCGCCAAGAGCGACAUGGACAAGAAAGUGGUCCUGAAGUACCAGGGACCGGACACGCACGAGAGCAUGGUGUCCGUUCCGGCCGGCGUGCUGCAGCACGACCUGCAGUCGACCAACAUUUUGGAGAAGCCCGGUUUCAUGGCGGAGUACUUCCCGGUGGACAUGUCGACGGAGAUGACCAUGCCGAACGGCACCCCGGAUAUCCAGCGUAUCGAGAAGAUGCUCGACUUCGACAUGGACACCGACCCCUGGACGCGGUUGCCCGACCGCUACGGCGCGCCCGGGUUCUGCGCCCGCUACACGGGGUACUUGACUGUCGCGUGCGGCGGCAAGAAGCGGGCGCUGUACAAGUUCUUCUGCGAGGCCAACAAGCGCGCCCGCAUGUUCGUGAACGACAACUUGCUGAUCGACCUGGACCAAACCACCGCGGAGGUGGAGUUGACCAAGGGGCAGCACCUGCUCCGCGUGGAGUACUACUCGCGACCCAACGAGAUGCACGGCCUGAAGGUGAAGUACGCCGGUCCGGAAACGCUGCCGAAGCAGACCAAGGCCGAGGAGGACGCCGAGAAAGCCGCGCUCGAAGAGUACGACAAGCAGCUGAAGGCGCGCCAGCAGUUCUUCGACGACCCCCCGGAAGCGGAGGAGGGCGAGGAGCCGCCGCAGCCGCCCCCCGAGCCGGUGAAGCCGCCGGAGCGCAUUCCGGAAAUCGUGCUGCUGGACCCCACGGUGGUGUCCUACUACGCGCCGGCGACGGUGUGCGUGCCGAAAAACGACCCGCUGGACCGACACACCCAGGGCGUCAGCUGUGUGGCGUUCUCGCAGCACGACGGUGUCAUGGUCAGCGGCGGCGUGGACGGUAAGGUCAAUGUGUGGAGCUACAUCAACGGCGCCCACGUUGCCACCGUGGACUGCGGAUCGCCGGUCACCAGCCUCGCCUUCCCGCCCACGACGGACUCGCUGCUGUCCGACGGAAUGUCGCAACUCAACCUCUGCACCGUCGCGGUCGGAUUGGAGAACGGCAGCAUCCUGCUGGUCGAUGCAAGUUCCGCCGAAACCGCGGAUGCGGGGGCCCUCAAGACGAUGGCCGGUCACAACGGUGCCGUCACCGGCUUGAAGUUUCACCCGGGCCGCGGCGAGGACCAAAGCAAGCCCCGGAAGGAGCCGAGGAAGUCGUCCAAGGCGUCGGAAGCCGAAGCGCCCCCACCCGAGGAGGGAGAGGAGGACGGCGAGGAGCGCGAGGCUAGCAAGGAGAUCGUGCCCUGCGCCGCGUUCGGCACCAAGCCCAACCUGUUCUCGUGCGGGCAGGACGGUACGGUGCGGAUGUGGAACACGCUGAUCGGCGAGGAGACCACGGAGCAGCCCGGGGACCUGAUCUGCAUGGAGAAGAAGUCCAAGGUUCCGCAGUUGUCGCUCAGUAUCGCUUGCGAUGGCGGUGCGGUGGUUUCCGGUGGGCAGAACGGACGCUUCUACUACAGCGACGCCAACGAGUCCGACUUCGUGCGGGGGCCCAACAAGAAGCUCCCGCUGCCGCCAGAGCCGGAGGAGGGCUGGGGCGAGGAGGGCCCGCCCGAACCCGAAGAGGAACCGGGUGACCCCAUCACGUUCCAGGCGCACGACGCUUCCAUUACCUGCGUUGCCUGGAGUCCGAUGAACCCGCGGUUGAUGGCCACGGCGUCUGCCGAUGCGACGGUGAUCAUCUGGGAUAUGUGGAACGAAGACAAGUCCGCUCUGCACCCGAGCCGCAACAUGGACCCCAUUCAAAACUUGACCGGGUUUGUUCAGUGGUCGCCCGACUGCGCCUCCAUUGUCUGCUCCAACGAGGACAUGAACAUGCAAAUCUUCUCCGCGGUGAGCGGAAACCCACGAACCGCUCCGUUGCCAGGUACAAUUAUGCCUCUUCUUGGUUGUAGUUUGUUAAGUUGUCAUCUUUAUUGUAUGCUAUGAUGAUCAAUUGUGUUUUUUGCGUUUUCUUGUUCUUUCGGGGAAUUUUGCUUUUCGCGUUGGGUAAACUAAUAUUUUUCUGCAUUGAAGCAAAAAACGCUUCCGCGAUCUGUGACAUCACAGGCCACAUUGCCGCCGUGCACAACGGUGCUUGGGCGCCGCUGGGCCAGUGCCUCGCGACGUGCUCGGAGGACAACAGCGUGCGGCUGUGGCACUUCCGGUUGAACCGCGACAUUUCCGAGAUUACCACGCUGGAAAAGGAGCAGGCCGAAUUCAACCACGACAUGCUGUUCUGGCAGAAGUUGCUGGACAAAAUCCGGAAGCAGUUCAAGGACUACAGCCUGUGGCAGGAGUACGAGCCGGACAUCUACCUGCUCCGGUCCUCCCUGGACAAGGGCGUGGAGCGCACCCAGAGCUACAACAGCCGCGAGGCGCUGUUGGGUUUGACCCGGAGCGACUACUACGAACUGGACGGCAUGAUCGAUGACUACAAGCCCUACUACACGCUGUGGGACGCCGUGAUCAACUUCCAGAAGCUGCAGAAGCUGUGGCACGAAAAGCCGCUGUCAACCAUCGACGCGCCCAAGGUGGAGGAGCAGCUGGACCAGUGGUUCAAGGACUGCGUGAAGAUGAUGAAGCAGUUCUCCUCCGACAGCAUGAAGAACGUGCGCAACACCGCGCGCGCGCUGCGCGACGCCAUUGACGCGUUCAAGGUCAAGUUCCCCUUUCUCCGCGCCUUCUCGUCCGAAGCGAUCCUGCAGCGACACUGGGACACGCUCGCGGAGCGCAUGGGCGGCAAAAAGCCGGCGACGGAGGACAUCAAGAUGAUCACCAUGCAGGAGAUGAUCGACAUUGGCGUGCUUGACUUCCCGGAGGACUACGAGGAGAUUGCCAUGGCGGCCACGAAGGAGUACUCAUUGAAGCGGGCGCUGGCCAACAUGAAGGUCGAGUGGGAGCCGAUCAGCUUGUCUUUGAAGGCCUACAAGAACACGGGCGUGCCGCUGCUCGGCGGGAUCGACGAGAUCCAGGCCUACCUGGACGACUUCAUCGUGAAGACGCAGGCGAUCCGGUCCUCGCCCUUCUGCAAGCCGUUCGAGGCCGAGGUGCACGAGUGGGAGGCGUUGCUGCUGCGGAUUCAGGACUUCGUGGACGAAACCAUCCUGCUGCAGCGCUCGUGGAUGGCGCUGGAGCCGAUCUUUGUCUCCGAAGAUAUCAAGCGCCAGCUGCCGCACGAGAGCGAACAGUUCGAGAUCGUGGACAAAAUGUUCCGGGCCCGGAUGCUGGAGGUCGACGAGGACAAGCUCGCUUUGCGCGUGGGUCGCAUCCCCGGCUUGAUCGAGGAUUUGAAGGACGGGAACGAGACCAUCGAAAAGGUCCAGAAGGGUCUGAAGGACUACCUGGAGACCAAGCGGCUGUACUUCCCGCGGUUCUUCUUCUUGAACGACGCAGAUCUGCUGUCCAUCCUGGCCGAGACCAAGGAUCCCACCGCGGUGCAGCCGCACUUGGGGAAGGCCUUCGAGGGCGUGGCCAAGGUGCGAUUCGACGGUGGCAAGACGGUGAUCGAGAGCAUGAUUUCCGCGGAGGGCGAGGAGAUCGAGCUGAAGCGGCAGAUCGACACCAACAAGCCGGGCAACCGCGGCGCCGUCGAGCGCUGGUUGGUGGAGCUGGAGGAGUCCAUGAUGGACACCUUGCGCCUGGUCAUCGCGGAGUGCAACGACAACUACGCGCAGAUCGAGCGCCACCAGUGGUGUCUCCUGUGGCCGGGCCAGGUGGCGAUCUGCACUUCGUGCUACUACUGGACGAUCGGCGCGGAGGAGUACCUGGACAAGAAGAAGAUUGCAGACUACGAAAAGAAGCUCUUCCAGCAGAUCAGCAACAUCGUCGAGCUGGUGCGUGGCGAGAUGUCCAAGCUCGCGCGCGUCACUGUCGGUGCGCUGGUCACGCUGGAUGUGCACGCGCGUGAUGUGAUCACCGAGCUCAGGGAGAACGGUGUCGACAGCAAGGAGGACUUCCAAUGGUUGUCGCAGCUCCGGUACUACUGGAAGCCGGUGGGGGAACACACGCUCUUGUCCGGGGAAAAGAACAGCAGGAACGAGUGCUGCUGUUCCAUCGUGAAUUCGACGCUGCUGUACGGGUUCGAGUACCUGGGGAACACCGCGCGUCUCGUGGUCACGCCACUGACCGAUCGCUGCUACCGUACCUUGAUGGGUGCGUUCGCGCUGUACUACGGUGGCGCCCCGGAGGGCCCGGCCGGAACGGGGAAGACGGAAUCGACGAAAGAUUUGGCGAAGGCCCUGGCCGUGCAGUGCGUGGUGUUCAACUGCUCCGACAGUAUGGACUACCUGCAGCUGGCGAAGUUCUUCAAGGGUCUGGCCUCCUCCGGUGCCUGGUGCUGCUUCGAUGAGUUUAACCGUAUCUCCCUGGAGGUGUUGUCGGUGGUCGCGCAGCAGAUUCAGCAGAUUUCGCUGGCGAUCAAGCAGCGCGUCACCACGUUCGUUUUCGAGGAAACGGAGAUCCGCCUGGUGCCGACGUGCGCCGUGAACAUCACGAUGAACCCCGGUUACGCUGGGCGUUCCGAGUUGCCCGAUAACCUGAAGGCUUUGUUCCGCCCCUGCGCGAUGAUGGUGCCAAACUACGCGUUAAUCGGUGAGAUUCGUCUCUACUCCUACGGGUACGAAGACGCCAAGCGCAUCGGUAUGAAGGCCACCAUGGCGCUGAAGCUGUCCUCCGAACAGCUGUCCCCGGCGAAGCACUACGAUUUCGGGAUGCGUGGUCUGAAUGCGCUGCUGGUCGCGGGUGGUAACGGGAAGCGAACGUACGGCGACAAGUACCCGGAGGACGUGAUCGCGCUGCGUUCCUUUACCGACGUCAAUCUACCGAAGUUCACGUCCGCGGACAUCCCGCUCUUUAAGGGUAUCAUCGGCGAUUUGUUCCCCGGGGUGCGACUCCCGCCGGCCGACUACGGCAACCUGGUCACCAACCUGGAGCAGGUCACCACCCAGUUCGGUUUGCAGCCCACCCGUGAAUUCACCAACAAGGCCGUGCAGCUGUGGGAAACCAUCGUGGUGCGCCACGGUCUGAUGACCGUCGGGUUCCCGCCCUGCGGGAAGACCUCGAUCAAGGACGUGCUGGCGACGACGUUGGAGCGCGUCUCCGGGCAAAACGAAUUGUUCAUGCCCGUCGUGCAGUACGUGAUGAACCCGAAAUCCAUUACGCAGGGUCAGCUCUACGGAGAGGCGGAUCUGAACACGCAGGAGUGGACCGACGGUGUGCUCGCCAUUGCCGUGCGUAACGGUUCGCAGCCCGUCGGCGCCGACGGCAAGAUGCGACGCCAGUGGGUCGUGCUCGACGGUCCGGUCGAUGCGAUCUGGAUCGAGAACAUGAACACCGUGCUGGAUGAUAACAAGAAGCUCUGCUUGAACUCUGGUAUGAUUUUUUUCAAAAGUAGUUAACUUGGGCGUUCGUUCCACUUGACGAGUCCAUAGCUUUUGUAUGUGCGAACAUUUAUAAUUUCCUUGUCUGCGAAAAGUCUUUUGGUUUUGCAACACGUAGCUUUUGCUUUUCACGCAGUAUUAGUUCGACGCCCGCGCAGCCUGAUGUCAUCAAACUUGCCACAUUUUAAUCAAAACAGGUGAGAUCAUCAAGCUGUCCCCGGUCACCACGAUGUUGUUCGAGGUGCGCGACCUGGAGUACGCAUCUCCCGCAACUGUGUCCCGCGUCGGUAUCGUGUACCUGGAACCGGACACCGAUCUGGGCUGGCAGCCGAUCGUGCAGAGUUGGUUGGCCACGCUUCCGGAAUACAUCCGCAAGGACCACGAGAAACAGAUUAUGGAUAUGUUCACUGGCAUGUUCGAGGUCUUCCUGGAAACCUCGCACAUUGUGCCCACCCCAGUCGCGUGCUCCGACAACUGGCUCGCCCUGUCCGCCUGCCGACUUAUGGAAUCGCUGAUCUCGGAUCAGGUACAGUAACGUUGGCACUUUUCUUUGGCAUUUUUGGUCAGUAGUACGUAGAGUGGUCAUUUCGCCUUGACCAAAUAAUGGGUAAAUUAAUCGUUGCGUUCGACGGCGGAUUACCUUACGGGGGAUCUAGAAGGAACAAAGGGGUUCCCCCCAAAGUGGGGCAGUACCACCGGGGGAAGGGCUUGCUAAGCUGGACCCGAAGUCGGCCGCGUGGCCGGCCAAAAAGUGUGCCAAACCAGCAGCGCUCCGACGGGGGAAGGGGCGAAAAUAUCGACUUUUGCGCCCAAGGACGCAUUGGUAUCCGAAAAAUGAAAGUUUUUUUCUGUCCCUAGUCCCCCCGGUGCGCUUGCGAAAAAGUAGCGAACUCGGACCCUCCGUGGGUCCGCACUGCGACUGCCAUCGUCUUUUGCAAGAAAAAAAAAAUGAAAAAAUGAAAAAAAUCGCCCAUUUUGAAUGCGCCUUGUGCCCAAUCCGAAAUUUGUCACGCCGCCAAACACGGCGGGACGCUGAAGACUUGAUCAGCUUGUCACCGGUUCUAGGGGUGUAACGUUUUGCCAUUUUUGGCCAGGAGGCUUCCGCCUGGUCAAGCAGAUCCUCUCUGUUUUUGAGGUGCGAAAGUACCUUCCGAAAAAAUGCAAAAAAAAAAACAUAAAAAAAGCACAAACGAAAACGAGCAAAAAGCAGGCGCCCGCCGUGUCCGGCGGGGUGACAUCAGGCGCGUCGGUAUGGCGCGCAAAAAUUUUUUGGGUUUGCGCACGACCGCCGCCGCACAGGAACCCGACCGGCGUCGUGGCGGGCUUCCCAAGGGGAAGGCCGAAGUGCGCGCGUCGCGCUUUUUACUUCGCAAAACGGAAGGCGCAGCGAUUAAUUACCGCAUCGCCGGAAUUCAUAGCGAGCGCCGAACUUUGCUUUCUAUCUGACAGGUGAUGCAGUACUGCCGGCCCGAUGGGGAGCCGAACGAGGAGGACAAGAACGCGCCGCAGCCGCAGUCCGCGGUGGACCGCGAGCUGAUCAUCGCGCAGCUGUUCUACUUCACGUGCGUGUGGACCGUGGGCGCGGUGUCCAACAACGACGGGCGCGCGGUCGCGGACGGCGCCAUCAAGGCGGCCAUCGAGAAGAAGAGCGAGUACUUCAAGAAGAACAACUUCAUCGUGCUGCCCGAGUUCUACGACCUCCAGUCCGGCGCCGCCAUCCCCGUACCCCCGCGCAAGGGCACGCUGCACGACUACUACGUGGACGCUGAGGACGGCGGCAAGUGGAAGCUGUGGACGGAGCGCAUCGCGCCGCUGGACAUCCCCAAGGGCACGCAGUACCACACCAUCGUGGUCCCCACCGCGGACACGGAGCGCAACCAGUUUUUGAUCCGCACCCUGAUCGAGAAGGGCCACAACAUCCUCCUCUCCGGGCCCACCGGUACGGCGAAAACCGCCUCCAUCAACGGGAUGCUGCUCGGUGGGUUCCACCCGAAGAAGUACUCCUCCAUCGCGUUCGCGUUCUCCGCACAGACCACCGCGAACCAGACGCAGGACAUCAUUGACGGCAAGCUGGACAAGCGCAGGAAGGGCGUGUACGGCCCGCCGAUGAACAAAAAGAUGCUGGUGUUCAUCGAUGACUUGAACAUGCCCAUCAAGGAGACCUACGGCGCGCAGCCGCCCAUCGAGAUCCUCCGCCAGGCGAUGGUGAAGACGCCGCUGGGCUUCGGCUGGUACGACCGCAAGGGCUGGGACUUCCGGUCGCUGGUGGACAUCAACUACCUGACCGCCAUGGGCCCGCCAGGCGGCGGCAAGAACGACAUCACGGACCGCUACUCGCGGAUGUUCUAUUACAAUGAAAAAUGCCCCCACCCCCGAACUUGAAAGCAUUUGUAUUGCAAACCUUUCCAAAUGAAACAUUCGCCCUCUUGCAUGUAUCAGCAUCACAGAUUUCCGAUCGUGAAUAGCAAAAAUUUGUAUUGCAAAAGAUCCCAGCAAGAGCGGUGCUUGUCAUGCAAGCGAUGCGAAACAACACUAGAAUCUGCAUCAGAAAGAUUUAUAUUCCUUUCAUGCAUGACAAAAAGGUUUCAUUUGGAAACUUCGCAUCACAAAUGUUUGUAACUUUGGGGGUGGGGGGCACUUUUCACUGUAAUAUGUUCAACCUGGUCUUCGUCACCCCCUUCGACGACGAGUCGUUGGCGCGGAUCUUCUCCACCGUCGUCGGUGUCUUCUUCGCGAACCUCGCACGGGACAUCGCCGCGCAGGUCCCAGCCGUGGUGUCGGGCGUGCUGGACGUCUACUUCAGCAUGAUGAAGGACUUUCUGCCCACCCCCGCGAAAUCCCACUACACUUUCAACAUGCGUGACGUCGCGAAGGUGUUCCAGGGCAUGUGCAUCUGUCAGCGCGAAUCCCUGCCGAAAGUGGAGGACCUGUGCAAGGUCUGGAUGCACGAGUGCGAGCGCGUCUUCAAGGACCGUUUGAUUAACCGCCAAGAUCAGAACUCGUUCACGUUUAUGAUCAAGCGAUUGAUGGACAAGCACUUCAAGAAGCCGUACGACCAAGUCGUCAAGGUAUAUUUAUUUUAGCAAAGUGAUCAGUCUGCGAUUUAGAACUUUUUAGGGGCAAAGCUGUAUGUGUAUUCGGCGUAGAAGUGGGCCGACGGGACGGGGAAAUAAAUUUUUGGUUUUUCAAACGUGUUGCGAUUUGUGGGAAUUCUUGCAUCGGAUGCAAAUCAAAAUCUCGACCUUCAAUUUCCCAAACUUUUCACAGGUCGAGCCGGUGAUUUUCGUGGACUUUGUGGACCCGAAAUCCACCGCGUACCAGGAAAUUCCGGACGUGGACCGGCUGCUUGAGAAGGUGCAGGAGUGCAUGGAUGACUACAACAACGUGUCCAAGAUCCGCCUGGAUCUGGUGCUGUUCACCGCGUUCCUGGAGCACAUCUGCCGCGUGAUUCGCGUCCUGAAACUCCCGCUGGGUAACGCCCUCCUCGUCGGUGUGGGCGGUUCCGGGCGUAAGUCCGUGACCACGCUGGCCACCUACGUGGCCGAGUUUGAACUGUUCCAGAUCGAGUUGGCCAAGGGCUACGGCAUGAACGAGUGGCACGACGACAUCAAGAAACUGCUGAUCUCCGCCGGUGGGCAGAACAAGAACAUGGUGUUCCUGUUCCCGGAUACGCAGAUCGCCAACGAGGCGUUCCUGGAGGAGGUGUCCUCCAUCUUGAACACGGGCGAGGUCCCGAACUUGUACUCCCAGGAAGACAAGAUGGAGAUCAUGGAGCUCUGCGCCAAGGGCGCCAACGCCGCGGGCCAGAUCACGCCCAACGAGGUCUUCUCCUGGUACGUGAGCGUCUGCAGGCAGAACUUGCACAUCGUGCUGGCGUUGUCGCCGAUCGGCGCGGACUUCCGCAUCCGCUUGCGAAACUUCCCGUCGCUCGUCAACUGCUGCACGAUCGGUAUAAUUCGCUGUUGUGUUUUUUUGCAUAUAUGCAUAAUUGCAGUCGCUUGUUGUUGAUCUGAUGUUGUUCUCCCUCGCUGAAGAGUCCAACAAUGAAUAGCGUUUCCGGUAGUUUAUUAUUCGAGAAAAAAACUGUCCGUCACAAAGACAAACUUAAACUUUCAACUCAGAUUGGUUCAUGGAGUGGCCGCCGCAGGCGUUGACCGCGGUGGCAAAGCAGUUCCUCCGGGCCGUCGACAUGCCCGAGGAAGUGAAGGACAACGUGGUGAAAGUGAUGGUCGAGAAGCAGACGAGCGUGAUCGAGCUCGCCGAGAAGUUCUUCAAGCAGGAAAAGCGUAUCUUCUACGUGACGCCCACGUCCUACCUCGACUUGAUCUCCACCUUCAUCGUGAUGCUGAAGCAGCAGCGGGACGUCGUGUCCACGGCCAAGUCCCGGUACGAUGUGGGGAUGGAGAAGAUCGAGGAAGCCGCCUCGGCGGUCGGCGCACUGCAGAAGGAUCUCGAGGACCUGCAGCCGUCGCUGGAGAAGUCCGCGAAGGAGACCUCCGAGCUGAUGAUUCACGUGGAGGGCGAACAGAAAAAGGCGAGCGAGAAGCAGAAGCUGGUCGAUGCCGAUGCCGCCGCCGCGGAAGAGGAGGGCGCGAAGGCGAACGAAAUUAAGGCCGAUUGCGAGAAGGAUCUGGCCGCCGCCAUGCCGGCGCUGGACGCCGCGGUCGACGCGUUGAGCAAGUUGUCCAAGGGUGAUAUCGGGGAGGUGAAGGCGAUGAAGACGCCCCCGGCCGGUGUCAUUCUCACCUCGCAGGCCCUGUGCUACAUGUUCGGCGUCAAGCCGGUCAAGGUCGCCGCCCCGGACGGCAAGGGGAAGGUAGACGACUUCUGGGAACCGGCUAAAAAGGAACUGCUCGGUAAGAUUUUUGUGAUUGAGGAAAUCAGACAUUUUGUUUUUUGCAACUGUUUCUUGCAAAGGGGUUUUAUUUUUACCGCAUGCCUUCUCAAGAAUAGAAUUUGGUUGCGAACAAGUUCAAGUUGUUUCUACGAAAAAAAUCUACUUGAAAUGGAUAGAUGACAUAGGUUCUAAGAUGACAAAACGGACUAUCUUCACACGCUAUUUCACAGGUGAUCCCCGGCUGCUGGAAAAGAUGGUAAACUUCGAUAAGGACAACAUUUCCCCCGACGCGAUCCAGAAGGUGCAACCGCUGUAUGAUUCUGAAAUGUUCGAUCCGGACAUUAUCAAGAAGGCCUCCAUUGCCGCGAUGGGUAUUUGUAAGUGGGUCCGUGCCAUGGUCGUGUACGACAAAGUUGCGAAGGAGGUGGGGCCGAAGCGGGCCAAGCUCGCCAAGGCCGAGAAGUCCGCCGGGGACGCGAUGGAGCUGCUGGCGAGCAAGAAGGCCGAGCUCGCCGAGGUGAUUGCCCUGGUCGACAAGCUCGUGAACCAGCUGAACGAGGCCAAGGCCAAGAUGGAAGAACUGCAGAAGAACAGCGACGACUGCCGCGCGAAGCUGGUGCGCGCCGAGAAGCUGAUCACCGGGCUGGGUGGCGAGAAAGCCGCCUGGACCCAGCAAAGCGCCAAACUCGGCAAGGAUUACACAAACCUGACCGGCGACAUCCUGAUCGCGUCCGGCAUCAUGGCGUAUCUCGGGUGCUUCACCGGCGUGUACCGCAAGGAAGUGUGCGACAGGUGGCUCACCAAGCUGACGGAACUGCAAAUCCCGGCCUCCCCGGAGUUCACGUUGGCAAACUGCAUCGGGAACCAGGUGAAGAUCCGCAAGUGGGUCAUCGACAAGCUGCCCAACGACAACCUGUCGAUUGAUAACGCCAUCAUCCUGGACAACAGCUCGCGGUGGCCGCUGAUGAUCGACCCGCAGAACCAGGCCAACAAGUGGGUCAAGACCACGCACGGGACGAAGUUGAAGGUGAUGCGGUUGAACCAGAACUACGCGCGAAACCUGGAGACCUGCAUCUCCUUCGGAACCCCGGUGCUGAUCGAAAACAUCGGCCUCACCAUUGACGCCAUGUUGAACCCGCUGCUGUUGAAGGCGACGUUUAAGCAGGGACCCCAGGAAAUGAUCCGAUUGGGUAAGAGUCGAUAAUUUUUUUUCACAUAAAAAUUCCUCUGCAUUUUUUUGAGUGACGAUUUUUAUGAAUGUUCCGUCCACACAGAAGAACUACAACAUCUACACAUAUUUACUGCAGUAAAUUUGCAAACCGCGACGAUCGUAUCGACGCACACACAGGUGACAGCACGAUCGAGUACAGCAAGGACUUCCGGCUGUACUUCACGACCAAGCUGCCCAACCCCCACUACGCCCCGGAGAUUUGCGUGGCCGCGUGUCUGUUGAACUUCAUGGCCACGGUCGACGGUCUGACGGAUGCGAUGUUGGGUAUUCUGGUGGCCAUGGAGGAGCCGGAGGUCGAACAGGCUCGGCAGAACCUGGUUAUCGAAUCCGCGCAGUCCAAGGCGGAGCUGGCCGAGAUCGAGAACAAGAUUCUCGCGCUGCUGUCCGCCUCCUCCGGGGACAUUCUGGAGGACGAGGAGUUGAUCAACACGCUGGCGAGUUCCAAGGUGACGUCCACCCGCAUCGGGGAGCAGGUGAAGGUGCAGGAGAUGACGGCCGCGACCAUCGCGGAGACCCGUCUGUCCUACACGGCUCACGCCUUCCGUUGCGGGGCGCUGUUCUUCGUGAUCGCGGACCUGCGUAUUGUGGACCCCAUGUACCAAUUCUCUCUAGAUUGGUUCAUGGUGCAGUUCGUCGAGUCCAUCAGGCGCGCGGAAGCGAAGGAGAGCAAGGACGACCGGUUGACGGAGCUGUUCCGCAGUUUUCUGGCUUUGCUGUACGACAUGGUCUGCCGUUCCCUGUUCGCGAAGGAUAAGUUGCUUUACUCCUUCAUGUUGUGCUUGAAGUGCCAGGAAACGGACAAGGAGCUUAACCUGAACCAGUUGAAUAUGCUCUUGACCUGCGUCGGCGGUGGCGCCCUGGAGCCGAAGCCGGAGAACAGCGACUGGCUCACCGAUGUCUCGUGGGCGCGUGUGACCACGCUGGGAACGCUGAUGGACGUGUUCGAGGGAUUCGCGGCCGACUUCGCCGCCAAUCUGGAAGGCUGGAAGGCCGUUUUCGACAGCGAAAACCCGAUGGCGGCCGAGAUCGAGUGGCCCAAGAACUUCAAGCAGAAGUGCAACCCGCUGCAACGGGCACUCACCAUGUUUGCACUGCGUACCGAUGCCACCGUGGUCGCGAUUCAGGAAGUGGUAUAAAAAAGAUACAAGCAUGUACAUAGUAUCCUGCCGUGUCCUCUUAUUUUGUUCCUGCUGUGCUCGUGUUUGUUGAUGACAUUAAAGUUGUGCUACGCGAGUUUGUUAUUGUUACUUUCCAUUUUGUAUCGUUGCACUUGCAGCGAUCAGUUGAAACUUCAUGUGUAUCUGAAAAAUACGAUAGGUACUGAACAAACUCGGGCGCGAAUACCUGUUGGUGCCCCCCUUCGAUCUGCCCGUGUGGUUCGAGGACAGCUCUCCGGCGGUGCCGCUGAUCUUCAUUCUGUCGAUGGGUUCCGACCCUAUGGCAGAUGUCACGGCCCUGGCGUUGAAGCACGAUAUGUUGUCCAAGAUCGUCCCGAUUUCGCUGGGACAGGGGCAAGGACCAAAAGCCACCGCGGGCAUCAAGGAUGGCUCUGCCAACGGAAAGUGGGUGCUGCUGCAAAACUGCCACUUGGGAAUCUCAUACAUGCCCGUGCUUGAAGGUAUUUUGUCUGAGUGACGCGUUUUGUUCGACAAAUAAGUAUCGACAAUGAAUUCCUUGUUACGACGCGACUUGAGUUUUUUUUUGUGUCCUCUCUUGGCGCUCCGCUUUCGAUGACUCAUUGUAGCUUCAGAGUACUUGUUAGGUCGAGAUACCUUUUGAAAAAAUAACAAUCCAGGUAUGAUCGAGGCAUGGAAGCCGGAAGAUCUGAACCCCGCGUUCCGAUUGUGGCUGACCGCGUGCCCAUCUCCAGAUUUCCCGAUUGCCGUUUUGCAAGGCGGAAUCAAGAUGACCAUCGAACCACCAAAGGGGUUGAGGAACUCGCUCCAACGCGCCUACCGCGGUACGAAAUUAGAUUUUUUUUUGUAAACACUUUUAUGUUUUCCGACGACGUUUUCCGACAACAGCUCGUGCUGUUGCCACAAGCCAGUGCACCCCGUGAAAAAAUGGCGGAUCACAGCAAAACAUUUCAUUAUCAGGCAUGGACGAGGAGUGGUUCGAGAGUUCGACCAAGCCAACGACCUUCAAGAAGCUGCUUUUCGGGCUCUGCUUCUUUCACGGUCUUGUCUUAGAGCGCCGCGCUUUUGGGCCCAUCGGGUGGAACGUGGCUUACGGAUUCUCCGAGCCAGAUUUGGACAUUUCGCAGAAACAACUGCGCAACUUCAUCGAGGACUUCAGCGACAUUCCCUAUGCGGCUUUGAACUACAUGGUCGCCGAGGCAAACUACGGUGGUCGUGUCACAGAUGGCCAGGACAGGAGGCUUAUCGUAUAAUUUUUUUCAUUUCGAGCAGGAUGCAUGUGAAAACGAAAAAAAGAAGAAGACGAAUGUCAACGAAGUUCCCAAACUGUUGCAGGCUCGUUUUAUACAUUGAUGCGGACUGCACCGAAAAAUGGAGUGACAGAAACAAAACACACUCUACAGGUCGAGAUCAUCAAGGAUUUCUACACACCGAAGAUCCUAGAAGACGACUACAAGUUCUCGAUUUCCGGCAUCUACUACUCGCCCACUGCCAACACCAUCAAGGAGCACCUAGACUACGUCGAAAGUCUGCCGUUGAACCACACCCCCGAGGUGUUCUGGCUCCACCCCAACGCAAGUCUCACAGCGGCGAUCAACGAAGGUAAAAAGGUUUAUUUUUUUCUGUUUAUCAACUUCAAUAUCUAUAUCAAUUUCAAUACUAUUCCUACUGAGCCCGUCGGGGGCUGACGCUGACCCUGACGCUGAUGAAGACGAGCGGCGAUAAAGAUGCCGAGAAUGGACGAUAAGUCGUUUUGUGCUGCAGCGCUUAGAAGUCGGGCGAGUCGCAGCGAUAGAUCAAUCGAAUCUCUCUUCCGAAACGACUGCUUCCGAAAUUCCACCCAACAGGUAUUUCCAUGCUAAAGAACGCGCUCCUCCUGAUGUCUUCGUUCGGUGGCGGCGGCGGCGGCGACGACGAAGACGAGGGGGCCAAGGCGGAAACGCCCGAGCUAUGCAUUGCAAAUAUGUCUCGGUCUGGAAGAGUACAACUUGUCAUGCUAAAUCUGAAUCAUACAGAAAUCUGUUUUUCAUGAUUACCAAUAAAGCUGUUCACUUUUGAGAAGGCCGAGAGGCAGUUUCUCAUGCGGAAAAGGCAUGGAAAAGAUCUCACAGAAUCUGUGAUGCUAGGGCAUGCAUCAUAGACCUCACGCGUCAUGCAAAACGUGCAUGACAAACGUUGCACUUUUCCAGACCCAGACAUAUUUGCAUUUGAUACGAGCAGCGGUACUGCAACCUGGCCGAGCAGGUGAUCACGUUGAUGCCCGAGGCGUUUGACUUGGGCGCGGUCGGGAGAAAAUACCCGGUCAAGUACGACCAGUGUCUGAACACGGUGCUGCUGAACGAGUUGAUCAAGUUUAUCAAGCUUUACGACAAGGUGAAAGACACGUGCGUGAACCUGGGGAAAGCGGCCAAGGGGUUGGUCAUCUUCUCGCCGGAACUCGAGGCGGUGGCCAGCGGUUUCCUCACGAACACCAUCCCACCACCAUGGUUGGGCGUCAGUUAUCCAAGUCUGAAGCCCGCCAUGAGCUACGUCUUCGACUUCAUGGACAGGCUCAAAUUCAUGGACGACUGGAUCAAGCAAGGUACUAGGGACCACGAUAUUAAAUAAUUUGCGCAGUCCUCAUUUUUGCCCGGGUUAAUAAUGUUAAAUUCUUCAACAUUUCCUUUGCGUCGACAAGCAUUUUCAUUUUCAUUUUCUCUGCAGCCACUGUUUCGUCUGUCUAUGGGAACAACGCUUUCUCAGAGCAGAGUUGCUGCUCCUUUGUCAACAACGAACAUGCAUACAGGCAAGCAGUGCCGAUGGGAGAAUGCAGUGUAUGAGGUUAUUAAUACUAGCGAAGACAACUUGAAUACUAUCACUAUUGCAGGUGCCCCGACAGUGUUCUGGUUCUCGGCCUUCUUCUUCCAACAGGCCUACCUGACCGGUGUGCUCCAGAAUUUCGCGCGCGGCGCGAGCAUCGCCAUCGAUAAGCUGAUGUGGAACUUUGAAACCCUGGCGUCCACCGACACCGAUCCGGCGGAACCGGAGAAGGGUAGCUACAUCCGCGGCCUGUACAUGCAGGGCGCCAGGUGGGAGGACGACACCAUGACGCUGCAGGACUCCUUCCCGAAGGUACUGUGGUCCACAGUGCCCCUGAUUUGGCUGAAGCCGAACGAAAAAGACAAGGACGAACACGUGUACAACCAGAUGUACGCCAACCCGGUGUACAAUAUGGAUUGCAAAUAUGUCUGGGUCUGGAAGAAUGCAAACUUGUGAUGCGCAUUCCACAACACAAAAAAAUCUCUCAUGCAUAGGCAGCAAAAGCUGCCAACUAUCUGUCACCAAAGUGGGGCAUUUGUCAUGCGGAUUCGGCAUUGCGGAAGCUUCUCGAAGCCUGUGAUGCUAGAGCUUCCAUGGCAGACCUUCAGUGUCAUGCAAAAACAGCAUGACUCUUCCAGACCCAGACAUUUUUGCAUUGGAUAUACAAGUGCAGCGACCGGCGCGGGGUGCUGUCCACAUCCGGACACAGUUCCAACUUCAUCAUGUUUAUGUACAUGCCGGUCGACUACGCCCAGGGCCACAGCGAGAACUUCUGGACCAAGCGUGGUGUCGCUAUGAUCUCGCAGACCGACGAUUAAGACUAAGUAGCAAGUAGGGAAGAUGAAAGUAAGGGGACAAACUUUUGCCUGGGAAAAGCGACAACUGGUGCAACUGGUACAACAAUGUUAGAGAUGAACAUCAGAAGGUGUGCUUGUUGAAAGAAUUAAGAAAACUACGAAAAGACGCAAGCACAGUCGACAAGGUUUCAGAAAAGUGUUUCAACUAGAAAAAAAGCGUGGUCCAUCUCUUACGGUUUGACAGAACUCAGAACUCCACCCUACCAUACUUUUCUAAUUCCUCCUGUUUCUUCUACCCCAAAGAAUUAGACCUGUUUCUACCACCGUCCGAGAAUACCCUUUUGCCUUUCUGAAAAAUGUCAAAUGUGAGAUGCUCACACUUUAGCAAGUUUACAGUUUACAGACAAAUUUCGUUUCUAAAAUUUGAAUUUUACAGAUACAGUUACCCUGGAAAUACUAAGAUCAGACAGAGGAAGAACUCUAUUUGUCACGGAUUCUUGUUCAGACACAAAUAGUUUAAUACCCAAAGAGAAUUAUUUUUAAUGCAAAAAAUAACUCUCUUUCUUCAGAUCGAGUUUUAUCAGACUAGAUUCAAAAUAUAGGUUUCAAUUGCACAGAUUUGUUUUAUUCAGAACUACAAACACUAGCACGUCUCUUCUAGAGGCGAAGACUAUGUCAUGAUGACUAAUAAAAUGCAUAAGAUUUAUUUUAUUCUGUUAGAGCCUAACACUGUAAAGUUUGAACUUCUGAGAAAAGUUAUAAAAAUGGGAGAACUCAAAAGCCUAGAUCCGAGAAGUCGCAUUUUGCGACGUCUUUUAAACAAAAGGGGUUACAAAAUGAAUCACUCGAGGAAC
Messenger RNA from Amoebophrya sp. A120, 21240 nucleotides. Lineage: Eukaryota; Dinophyceae; Syndiniales; Amoebophryaceae. The record is from the annotation of a GenBank genome assembly.